AUGAGUGAGGCCUAUCUUACUUCGCUGCCAUCCAGUGUACCCAUCUAUGGACUAAACUUGGCAACUCCCAGUCAGCAGCCGACUGCGCCAAUCAAUGGGCCAUCAGCUGCUUCUCGAGCUGCUGCGCUCCCACACCAGGCAAACCAACAUCCCUCGGAGAUCGAGGUUCAGGAGGGCGAUCCUGAGCAUGUCCGCGAGCUCGUACAGGCCCACAAGGACAGCAUUAAGGCGAUGGCACAUCAGCAUGCUGCAACGCUCGCGCUGCAAAGGUGCCAGAUCCAGAUGGGCCUAUACAAAAAACGACUACGCGUAGCCAAGGAAGGUGUGCGCAAGGCUAACGAACACCUCAGAGUUGUGCAGGACAGAUGUGGCAGUGUCUGCAGGGAGAGCGGGACUGACUUCGUGGAUUACAGUAGUCUUUUGCAGGAGGUUGGAGCUCGGGGAGCGGAUAUCCAGAAGACGGAAAGUGAUUAA
Molecule: messenger RNA, 474 nt
Organism: Sparassis crispa
Lineage: Eukaryota; Fungi; Basidiomycota; Agaricomycetes; Polyporales; Sparassidaceae
Exons: 2
Coding region: 1-474 (157 amino acids)
Source: RefSeq, a predicted model, not a curated record